This is a messenger RNA of Wyeomyia smithii (pitcher-plant mosquito), 2648 nucleotides long. RefSeq names its product protein lethal(2)denticleless (gene l(2)dtl). Gene Ontology annotation, molecular function: protein binding; protein-macromolecule adaptor activity. The transcript is spliced from 3 exons. Gene Ontology annotation, biological process: mitotic G2 DNA damage checkpoint signaling; proteasome-mediated ubiquitin-dependent protein catabolic process. Gene Ontology annotation, cellular component: nucleus. The coding region runs from base 146 to 2314 and encodes 722 amino acids. Lineage: Eukaryota; Metazoa; Arthropoda; Insecta; Diptera; Culicidae. The record is from RefSeq and is a predicted model, not a curated record.
ACAUCGUCAGUCGGUCAGCAUCGGGUAUGUCAAUGAGUUAAAUAGCGCCAAAGAAAGUCCGCCCAAAAUUUUCCCGCAUUAAGUAACCGCCAGCUUGCAUUCGGAAGAUUAUGCUUUUGCAGGGUGGCACGCGAAGUGCAGCAAGAUGAAUACGGUUAUCAAAUUAUUGGACCGCCAGUACGGUUACGCUUCUUUGACUUCGUAUGAUUCGGUGUUAACGCGGUUGGCUGUUCAUGAACAAGAUAGCUGGAAAGGGAUUAGCCCUUCGGUACUGACCGCGGAUUUCAAUCCUGCUCCACCAAUUUUGGCAGCUAAAUUUUCGAAAUGUGAAGGAAAUGAACACAUUUUGGCGAUUGCCAAUGAAGAUGGAAAAGUGGCAAUUCAAGAUACCAAUUUACCAAACAAGGAGCCGGGUGGGGAGCGUGCGCUGGAGGGAGAGCAGUGUCAUUUGAAUGCGGUGUUUGAUAUUGAAUGGAUGCCUGGGGAUAUGAAGCUGGUAUCCGCUUCCGGCGAUCAUACGGCCCGAUUGUGGGAGCUGACGGAAUCGAAGUUGGUUAGCAGUCAGGUGUUCAAUGGACAUUCGCGGUCCGUUAAAACGGCUUCUUUUCGACGGACUGAUCCGGCGGUUUUCGCCACCGGAGGACGGGAUGGUGUAAUUGUUCUAUGGGAUAUACGAGCACAGCUCGGCUCAAAUUUGGCUCCUAGAGCCGAUAGUUGCAUCUUUAGCGGUCACGCCGGAGGUCCGGGAACGCCUUCGGCGUAUCGCAAGCGAACAAGGGCGACACCAAAGAUACCGCCGAAUGGGUGCAGCAGUAGUAUCACAGGUUUAGCAUUUCAGGAUGAUAAUACGCUGAUUUCAUGCGGCGCUGGAGAUGGUAUAAUUAAAGUUUGGGAUGUCCGGAGACACUAUACCAGCCACAAUCGAGAACCACUACCAAAGUACAGUUUCCCGUAUGCAGGGACGACGACCUUAAAAGGUUUUACAAACCUUCUAAUCGAUGUCACACGGAAGCGACUUUACGUGAAUUGCAUGGACAAUCACAUUUACUGCUAUAAUGUUUCGAGUUAUGCCACGGAACCGAUUCAACGGUAUAGUGGUUUCAAAAAUGGAACAUUUUACAUUAAGUCAUAUUUAAGUCCGGACGGACAGUAUCUAAUCAGUGGAUCGAGUGAUGAAAAGAGUUACAUCUGGAAUGUGGACAAUCCGAAUCCAUUGGCUCGUUUGAAUGGUCACACCGUUGAAGUGACCAGUGUUGCCUGGAUGCAGUCCCAUAACGAUAUUCGGAUUGUUACUUGCAGCGAUGAUGCAAGGCACAAAAUCUGGCGAAUAGGACCGGAGCAGAUCGAAUCGGAUGACAAAUUAAACUACAAGGGAGAAGCGGAAUAUUGCGAGAAAUAUCGCCAGCAAGCGACUAAAGUGAGACUGAAAUCAUUGGAGUUUACACCAAGGUCAAUCCGACGGAUUAUGGAACGGAAUGAAAAGACCCCAAACACCGUCGAGAAAAAGGUCACCGGAAAGCGAACUUUUGUUGAGAUGGCUGGUUUUGAUCAACAGGAUGAUUUGUCAACAUCUUGUUUGGAAAUCAAGCGACCAAAUAUAGAAACGCGGGGACGCAGGUUGUUUAGUCCUGCGAAUACGAAUAACAAAUUUUCAGGGUUUGCAGCAUUAGAAAUCGCAUCGAGUUCUUCGACUUCUCGAAGUCUGAAUACUAUUUUGGAAGAAAGUGACGAUAAAUCAUCGGCAAACUGCAGAUCCCCCUUGACGAUGUCAGAUUUAAACCUCAGAUCGCCGGAAAUUGAUGGUUCGAACCAAAAACCUUCCAAUGGUUUAUCAUCUCCAACAAUCAACCUGCCGAAUUUCGUCAUUGAUGGCGAUGCCCCUCACUUAGUCAACGUCAACACUAACAUCGGUGCUAAGCGCAAACUGAAGGAGAAUGUUGACUGGUUAACAAAAAUACGAAAGCAAAAGUUACUGCAAGCUGCCAAAUCUGUCGAAACGUUGUCAUCCGGCGGUGCAUCCGACGAAGUCUCGCUGCUGCAAUCGCCGCGAUUACAGCUGCUGAAGACUUCGGACGAUAGUCCGUCCACGUCCAAUAGCCAUCAGCAUCUACCCACUACACCUCGCAGAAGGGCAUCCCGAUGCGGGUCGACUGAUGGUACUGGACAGCCUAAAACACCCCGAAGCAGACGGAACUCGAUAAGUAUAAGCCAGGGACAUCCAACCACUCCGGAGACGUCCAUUCUUAGGUUUCUCAUCAGCACAACGCCAACCGGUGCCGGAGGGGGCAAUGGGCCCAGCAGUAGCCUUCACUGAUCAUUUAUUAGACAAUUUCCUAGCUACAUUUUGAGCUUUGUUGGUUAGAAAACUCGAACUUCUUUUUUUUUCUGUAUAUUGUUGAGCUUGCCUUAGAGUUUCGAAUGUUUCAAUAACAAACACUGUUUUAUUGCUGCUUUAUUCACGCACAUACUAGUUUUAGGGAUAAGAGCAUCAUUUAUCCGGGAUGUCUUGACUGGUUGACUUCGUUAUUAUAAGAUUUUAUUAGAAACGAUAAAAAUGUAUAAAUAAUUGCCAAGUAGUUUAGCAAUUUUCACACAAAUGCGAUGAGAGCUACUUGCGAACGAGUGUAUAAAUCAGAUAAAACGUUUUG